CGUGCGACAAUUUGUGUGUGUGUGUGUGUGCGGCGACGUAACCUCAAAGAGAAAUGGCAGCCGCUGGAAAACGGACGGAAAAUGAGAGAAACAAGCCGAUCUUUUGCGAGCUGUCCGCCAACGACCUGGAGCCGGAGAUCACGGAGAUCGAGAGCCUGUGCGUGGAGUGCGGCAAGAACGGGAUCACCCGGCUGCUGUUGACGAAAAUCCCGUACUACAAGGAUGUGGUGCUCAUGUCCUUCGAGUGCGAGCACUGCGGCUGUCGGAACAACGAGAUACAGAGCGGCGGGAGGAUAGCGGAGAAGGGGAUCAGAAUAACGCUGCGAGUGGCCACGUCGCAGGAUCUGAAUCGCCAAGUGGUGAAGUCCGAUUACACCAGCAUUCACGUGCCACACUUGGAUUUCGAGAUACCCGCCCAGUCGCAGAAGGGCGAGGUCACGACUGUGGAGGGGAUAAUCGACCGGAGCAUCGGCGCGUUGGAGCAGGAUCAGCCCAGGCGUCGGGAGGAAUUUCCGGACACCGCGGUCGAGAUAGAUCUGUUUAUUGGCAAAUUACGCGCGCUGAAGACGCUGGACGAGCCGUUUACCGUUGUCUUUCAAGAUACUUCGGGAAACAGUCAUGUGGAGAAUCCGAAAGCGCCGCUCAAAGACAGCCAGUGCACCGUGACGUAUUUCAAAAGAACGAAAGAGCAGGAUCGCGUAUUGGGAAUUUACGCCGACAAUGAGGAUGUCUUGCUUAAACCCAUACAGGAAGGGGAGUAUCCUCUGGAACAGAUCGAGGGUGAAGUGCUGUCCUUUCCCACCAAUUGUCCAGACUGCAACAGCCCUUGCGAAACAAAUAUGAAACUGACGAAUAUACCGCACUUCAAAGAAGUUGUUAUAAUGGCCACGCUAUGCGAGUCCUGCGGUCACCGAACUAACGAGGUGAAGAGCGGCGGUGGGAUCGAGCCUCAAGGUGUCAGGAUCGAAGUGACGAUAACAGGUAGAGACGACUUCAGCCGCGAUCUACUGAAAUCCGAAACCUGCGACAUGGAGAUACCCGAGCUCGAGUUGGAAGUCGGCCCGAACAUUUUGGGCGGUCGAUUCACGACCGUCGAAGGGAUUGUGGCAGCGAUGAAGGAACAGCUGUCCUCGUCCACAGCUUUCACCGGGGACAGUAGUGAUUCCGAGACCGUGAACAGGAUGGAAGCGUUUAUCGCACAGUUGAACGAAGUUUUGGACGGUCGAAGAAAAGUGACCUUGAUUCUAGACGAUCCGGCCGGAAAUAGUUACGUGCAAAGUCUUACCGACGAUGGAUUAUCUGACGAUAGAUUAAAGAUCACCAAGUACGAUAGGAAUUUUGAGCAGAACGAAGAGCUCGGUCUCAACGAUAUAAAAGUCGAAAAUUAUUAGGUUGUCUACUAAAAUAGAGAAAUGAAUAUCGCGCGUUUACGGUACAAAUGUCAUAUGAUAAGAGUAGCUCGACUGCUUACACUCGACUGCUCUAGACUGUUUUUAUAACAAUUUUAUUGUUGAAAGUAACUCGUGUAUCUUGUAAAUAUAAAAUUUUAUAUUA
This is a messenger RNA of Wasmannia auropunctata (little fire ant), 1554 nucleotides long. RefSeq names its product zinc finger protein ZPR1 (gene Zpr1). The transcript is spliced from 3 exons. Bases 54 to 1391 code for a protein of 445 amino acids. Lineage: Eukaryota; Metazoa; Arthropoda; Insecta; Hymenoptera; Formicidae. Gene Ontology annotation, molecular function: zinc ion binding. The record is from RefSeq and is a predicted model, not a curated record. Gene Ontology annotation, cellular component: cytoplasm; nucleus.